CGAAGCUUCGACAACAACAAAAUGACAUACAGAUAUUAUAUAUGGGUGUUGUUUUGGAAAUUGAAAUAUAAAUGUAAAUGUAUAUUUUAAGUAAUAUGUAAUGAUGAGGGGCAGCACAAACAAAUAUGUAAAGCCGAGCGACAAUCUACAUUUUGUUUGUGUCGCUACCCGUAGGCCGGCUAGUGCGAGUGCGGAUGUCAAUCAGCUGGAGAAACCCUAAACAACAACAACAGAUUCAACAAAACUGCAAGAAAGACAAAAAAACCAAAAAAAAAAAACAAAAACAAAAACAAACUGUUAAAAUAAAGCGUUCAAACUAGAAGCGAAGAAGAAGAAAAAGGAACAGCAGCCGAAACAUAAGUUGAAGCCACUACAACAACGUGAACAGUUAGCAGAAUAAGAAGAAGCAGCAGCAGAAGAAGAAGAAGCCAAAUUCAAAGGCAAAGCCAACAAGUGCAAGUGAAAAGGCGCCACCACGCAUUACGUAACAGUAUUUUGUCGCCGGCCAUAGCGCACGCCAUUGGUGGAAGAGAGAGCCAGAUAGCAGCUGCACAGCCAUCAGGACUGAGGUUAAGAAUUGGACACAGUCGUUGAGGAACUCUUUCCUGAGGCGGAGGAAAUGUAUUCGGCUGUGAAGCCACUGUCCAAGUAUUUACAAUUUAAAUCGAUUCGCAUCUACGAUGCCGUCUUCACAAUACACUCCAAAUGCACAGUGGUCAUAUUGCUGACUUGCUCCCUGCUGCUGUCGGCGCGACAGUACUUCGGUGAUCCCAUUCAGUGCAUUAGUGAAGAGAAGAACAUUAACUAUGUGCAAUCGUAUUGCUGGACCAUGGGAACCUACAUCAUCAAAUUGGACAAUUUCAGUGAUCGCCAGCUCCUGCCCACGCCUCCACCGUUCCGAGCCGGGCGCAAUCGCGUCAGCUUGCGUCGCCUGGCCGAUUACAAUGAGGAGUAUGCUCGGGCGAUAUCGAUUGCGGAGGGCGUCGGUCCCGAGGUGAGGGGCCAGACGCAGCGCGUCUACUUGCGCUACUAUCAGUGGGUCAUCAUCCUGCUGCUGUUCGAAUCGUUCAUCUUCUACUUUCCGUCGUGCCUGUGGAAGGUGUGGGAGGGCCAGCGCUUGAAGCAACUCUGCUCGGAGGUGGGCGAGGCACUGCUCUCGGAGCAGACCUACAACACACGGCUGCGAUUGUUGGUGAAGUAUUUUACCACCGACUACGAGGACAUGCACUACUGCUACAUGGCCAAGUAUGUCUUCUGCGAGCUUCUCAACUUUGUGAUCAGCAUACUCAACAUUUUGGCUCUAGAGGUGUUUCUCAACGGUUUCUGGACCAAAUACCUGCAUGCGUUGGCAACGAUACCACUCUACGAUUGGGAUCGCUGGAAUCACAUCUCGUCGCGGGUCUUUCCGAAGAUCGCCAAGUGCGAGGUGCUCAAGUAUGGGGCCAGCGGCACGGCCAGCAUUAUGGACAAUCUCUGCAUACUUCCGCUGAACAUACUGAACGAAAAGAUCUUCGUAUGCCUCUGGUGCUGGUUCCUGCUGAUGGCCUUCAUGUCCGGAUUGAAUCUGAUCUGUCGCCUGGCCAUGAUGCUGAGUCGAACACUACGCGAGCUACUGAUACGCAGCCAGCUGCGCUUCAUGACCAAACAGCAUGUCCAGCACGUCUUCAGGGAUCUGACCAUCGGCGAUUGGUUCCUGCUGAUGAAGGUUAGCGUCAACGUCAAUCCAAUGCUCUUCCGUGAUCUAAUGGACGAACUAUGCGAGCUGCGCAGCAUCCACAGCUCCACUUCCUCCCUCACUCUGCUCGAAAGCCCCGCCUAGUCUGUCGCAUAGUUAACUAUAUUAAAUUUCUUAUUCCAACAAUCGUCAAUUGUUAACCGCCAA
Drosophila hydei is the source of this 1882-nucleotide messenger RNA. Its product is annotated as innexin inx5. The coding region runs from base 620 to 1819 and encodes 399 amino acids. Gene Ontology annotation, molecular function: gap junction channel activity. The transcript has 2 exons. The record is from RefSeq and is a predicted model, not a curated record. Gene Ontology annotation, biological process: phototransduction. Lineage: Eukaryota; Metazoa; Arthropoda; Insecta; Diptera; Drosophilidae. Gene Ontology annotation, cellular component: plasma membrane; gap junction.